AUGGCCACCAAGACCAAUUAUGUCGACAGAGUGAUCCCGAAGAUCUCGCUGCGAGACUUCGACAACCGCAUAGAUGAGAUUACGGCGCAGCUCUGUGAUGCGGCCGAAAACGUUGGCUUCUUCGCCAUCGUCGAUCAUGGGAUCACGCCUCAGGAGGUCGAGGAUAUGUUUGCCACGUCUGAGGCCUUCUUCACCUUACCGGACGAUGUGAAAGCCACCGUACCCUGGAACCCGCAGAACGUUGGCUGGGAGAAGAUGUCCCAGAUCCGGCCGUCCACCGGCGCAGCCGACACCAAGGAGUCGUACCAGCUGCAAUUUGGGGAGAACAUGGUCAGCGGUGGUCACGGCGCCGACGGAAGCCUGUGGAUGAGCGAUGACCAUGUCCCACAGUUCAAGGACAAGUGUCUGUCCUAUAUGAAUCGUCUCCAACAGAUCUCCGAGGACCUCAUGGUGUGCUUUGCGAGGGGCCUAGGCUUCCCGGAUGACUAUUUCAAGCACUUCCACGAUGCCAAGAACCCGAAGUGUCAAAGUGUCAUGCGCCUUCUUCACUACUACGCAACGCCCGAGACAAACGACGGCAAAAUCUACCACCGUGCUGGAGCUCAUGCCGACUGGGGCUUCCUGACACUUCUAUUUCAGCGCGAGGGCCAGGGCGGGCUGGAGAUUUGUCCGGGCCGAGAUGUGGUCACGAAAUUUGCGCUGGGAGACGCUUGGACAAAAGUCAAUUUCGAGACCGGUGCCAUAAUUUGCAAUAUUGGCGAUCUGUUAAUGAGCUGGUCGGAUGAUAGGUUCAAGUCCACCUUCCACCGUGUUAAAGCACCAUGUGAGCCUGGUGAUUACUAUGGUGAGCGCUACAGCAUCGCUUUCUUUAACCAGCCAGCGAAGGAUGCGAUCAUUCAGGGGCCAAAGAAGAAGUACCCACCCAUUACAGGCGAGCAGUUCACAAAGAACGCUAUGUCUGUGCACUUUACAGCCCUACAAGCGAAACUGAAGGCUCAAGCUGACGCUGAGGCGAAGGCUGCAUCGACUGGGGCGUCAGAGACGCUUUCGACCCCAUCGGUCCAAGCCGCUGCGUAA
Molecule: messenger RNA, 1077 nt
Organism: Phaeoacremonium minimum UCRPA7
Lineage: Eukaryota; Fungi; Ascomycota; Sordariomycetes; Togniniales; Togniniaceae
Product: putative leucoanthocyanidin dioxygenase protein
Exons: 2
Coding region: 1-1077 (358 amino acids)
Molecular function (GO): dioxygenase activity
Source: RefSeq, a predicted model, not a curated record